This is a messenger RNA of Sphenostylis stenocarpa, 327 nucleotides long. The record is from the annotation of a GenBank genome assembly. NCBI's taxonomy places the organism in Eukaryota, Viridiplantae, Streptophyta, Magnoliopsida, Fabales, Fabaceae.
AUGAUAGCACCAUGGUUUGGCACAUCUUUCGAUAUCCAUAUUAGGUCUUGGUCAGCAAUUACGAGAAUAAGGUGUGCAUUGUGCUCGUGGGGGUUUCGCUGGCACUGGAAAGCAACUUCUGUAAGACUUACUGGGAUCACAUUUAAUAGCAGGUUUAUUAGGGUUUCCUGUCUGAAACGACCCUUCUGCAGAAUAAUAGCAGCAGUUGAAGUGGGAAGGACGAAAACAGAGGCAAAGAGUAAGAAUGCAAUGAGAAUAGCCUUCAUGGUUGGGAAUUUAAUAGUAAUGCUUGGUAGAGAGUAUUCAGUUUUCUCUUGGCAUGUAUAA